Messenger RNA from Colossoma macropomum (tambaqui), 2057 nucleotides. It is a transcript of the gene onecut1, whose product is annotated as one cut homeobox 1. The record is from RefSeq and is a predicted model, not a curated record. Gene Ontology annotation, cellular component: nucleus. Gene Ontology annotation, molecular function: RNA polymerase II cis-regulatory region sequence-specific DNA binding; DNA-binding transcription factor activity, RNA polymerase II-specific. NCBI's taxonomy places the organism in Eukaryota, Metazoa, Chordata, Actinopteri, Characiformes, Serrasalmidae. The transcript has 2 exons. Gene Ontology annotation, biological process: regulation of transcription by RNA polymerase II. Bases 525 to 1958 code for a protein of 477 amino acids.
GGCUGGUCUGGAGUGCGCAUGCGCGGUGCGGGAGAGCCGCAGAGCUGUGGCAGUUGGGCAGAAGAAACGGAGAGAGCAGCAGCAGCCAUGGCUAAAGACGGAGAGGAGUGGACAGGGACGGACAGCACGGCCGAUCACGCGCUGCUGAACGGACGGGGGCCUUAAAAUUAUUUUAUUUUUGUUUAUUUUGCUAUUUUUUUUACGACCAAAGCGAUCGGAGAAUACACUGAGGGGAAAAAUCAACACCUUCUUUUGCAUCUAUAUAUACUCUGAACAUUUUAUUAUACAGGCUACUCCAUAAAGGGAACUCAGAAAUAAUUAAAAAAUAAAUAAAUAAAAAUACCAACAGCAACUAAGAACCACGAGAACUUGUACCGCAUGUGAGGACUUCUUCUUCAUCAUCUUCUACAUCAUCCUCUUCUUCUGUGGACGCCCCCCUUUUUUGUUUUUGUUUUUGUUUUUUUUUUUCUUUUGCUCCUCACCGUUGACAUACUAGAUGGUUCGUCCGCAAGCUCCAGCGCGCCAUGAACGCUCAGCUGUCGAUGGAGAACAUGGGCGACCUGAGCCAUGAUCCGGACCUGCUGCCGGGCGAGCGGACCCACCGUGGGGGGGGCCGCCCCCUGGUCAUGGAGGGCGGCGACUUCCACCACCAACAGCACCAACACCAACAUCCACACCAACACCACAGCCAGCAGAAUCAAGCUCAGCAGCAGCAGCAGCAAGGGCUGGCCAGCCACCUUCACGCUGCCAUGACCAUGGCUUGCGAGGCUCCUCCUGGGAUGAGCAUGAGCAGCACAUACACCACCCUUACCCCCCUGCAGCCCUUACCCCCCAUCUCCACCGUCUCGGACAAGUUCCCUCACCACCAUCACCACCACCACCACCACCAUCACCAUCACCCUCCUCCGCCACCGCCUCCCCCUCACCCGCACCAGCGGAUCCCAGGCAAUGUCAGCGGGAGCUUCACCCUGAUGCGGGAUGACCGGGCUUUGGCUUCCAUGAACAACCUCUAUGCGCCGUACCACAAGGAUGUUGGCAUGGGCCAGAGCUUGUCUCCUCUGGCCGGUUCCGGGCUCAGUGGGCUCCACAGUGCCCAGCAGGGCCUUCCGCCUCCACCUUAUGCCCACCCAGGCGCCGACAAGAUGCUGGCACCCAAUGGCUUCGAGGCAGCUCACCAUCCUGCCGUGCUGGCCAGACAUGGAGACCAGCACGUCAGCCCAUCAGCGGCUGUGGCGGCGGCGGGCAUGGUCCAACUCAAUGGGCUCCACCACCACCACCACCCACAUCAUCACCCCCACCACCCUCAUGCCCACCUGGGUGCCCCAGGACACGCCUCCGCCCUUGGGUCCACCCGGGAGCCCCUUGGUGGGGCGCAGGUGGGCUCUGGUGGAGCUCCAGGCACCCCUGGACCAGUGGAGGAGGUCAACACCAAAGAAGUGGCGCAGAGGAUCACCACAGAGCUGAAGCGCUACAGCAUCCCGCAGGCCAUCUUCGCCCAGAGGGUGCUGUGCCGAUCCCAGGGGACCCUGUCCGACCUGCUCCGCAACCCCAAGCCCUGGAGCAAGCUCAAGUCAGGCCGUGAGACCUUCCGCAGGAUGUGGAAGUGGCUCCAGGAGCCCGAGUUCCAGAGGAUGUCUGCGCUGCGCCUCGCAGGUGAGCCCGCAAUAGCGUGCAAAAGGAAGGAGCAGGAGCAGGGCAAGGGCGAGCGCGGGAGCGUGUCGAAGAAGCCCCGGCUGGUCUUCACUGACGUCCAGCGACGGACUUUACAUGCAAUAUUCAAAGAGAACAAGCGCCCGUCCAAAGAGUUACAAAUCACUAUCUCUCAGCAGCUGGGCCUGGAGCUCGCCACGGUCAGCAACUUCUUCAUGAACGCGCGCCGGCGGAGCCUCGAUAAGUGGCUGGAUGACGGCAGCUCCAACUCCGCCAACUCCUCCUCCAGCACUUGUACCAAAGCGUGACGGAGUUACCGGCUGCAGACUGACUUUAAAACCUUCGGUGGAAAAGCUUUAAAACUUAAGAACCAGAGACCUUCUGGACAGCGUGUUUUGUUUUUUUUG